Messenger RNA from Tremella mesenterica DSM 1558, 1101 nucleotides. RefSeq lists its product as uncharacterized. Bases 22 to 1101 code for a protein of 359 amino acids. The transcript is spliced from 7 exons. The record is from RefSeq and is a predicted model, not a curated record. Gene Ontology annotation, molecular function: 8-oxo-dGDP phosphatase activity. NCBI's taxonomy places the organism in Eukaryota, Fungi, Basidiomycota, Tremellomycetes, Tremellales, Tremellaceae.
CUCUCCCGCCAUCCAACACAAAUGACCUCUCUACCAGAAUCUCAAACCUCUACUCUACUAGAUAUCGUCGCUAUAGCAGACAACUUCCCUCCCUUCCCAACUCCCUAUCCCACUCAUCAUCCAAUAACAUUAGAACCAUACGUCCCCUUUCACCUCACCCAAGAAGAUUAUCAAAAUCAUUUAUCUCCCGUUGGUCUAGUACGUUCUCCCGUACUGGACGAACUACUCAAUCUCAACUGUCCAGACUUUCUUUUCAUCCGAUCGUCAUCACCCGGAGAAGACGGAAGAUGGAAGAAUGAUGUGGACUGUGUUUGUUUCUCGUCGGAAGUGGUCAAAGGGGGACAUGAGGAGAAGGGCAGGGUGAUGCAAUCUCUUGCGGAGCGAUGGAGGGAUGAAGGAAAGUUUAUGAGUCGUCUUGAGGGAUGGAGAAACGAGAAAUAUAUGAUUUACGCCGAUCCGAGAUCAUCAGCUUUCAAGACAAUACCAAUAGGAACGAUGAGUAAUGGAGCGUUCUCUUUGGAAAGAGCUGCAUGUGCACUAUUUGGAUUUAUGACUAAUGGUGUGCAUAUGACUGCGUACGAAGGAGAAGGAUCUUCCAUGAAGAUUUGGGUCCCAAGGCGAAGUCCCACCAAACCUACCUGGCCUAGUAAACUGGACAACAGCGUAGCUGGGGGAAUACCAGCAGGUAUGGAUCCUCUUACUUGUAUGAUCAAAGAGUGUGCAGAAGAGGCGAGUUUGCCAGAAGAUUUGGUUCGGAAAAGAAUACGAAAUGUAGGAUCCGUAUCGUAUUUCUACAUCACCCCUGAUGGUUAUCUACAACCUGAGAUAGAAUACACAUAUGACCUUUCUUUACCACCUCGUGAUUCUGUGGAAUACGUCGAACCACAUCCAUGUGACGAUGAAGUGGAAUCUUUCGCCUUGAUGAGUAUCCCAGAAGUACUAGACGCCUUACAUGACAGACAAUUCAAACCGAAUUGUGGUCUCAUCCUCGUGGAUUUCUUGAUUCGACAUGGCUUCGUGACACCGGAGAACGAACCGAAUUUACAUUCGACGGGAGUGAGGAUGCACCGUCAAUUAGGAGUGGCAGUACCUUCUACUUGA